Messenger RNA from Stylonychia lemnae, 2331 nucleotides. The record is from the annotation of a GenBank genome assembly. NCBI's taxonomy places the organism in Eukaryota, Ciliophora, Spirotrichea, Sporadotrichida, Oxytrichidae.
AUGCAGGGCUACGGGAAUAGCAAUUACAUCCAAGGUUAAAAUGAUAAUAAAGGUGGUGGAUAAAGCUUUGAGGUCUAUAAGAAAAUCAAGUUGCUAGGCUAAGGAGCAUUUGGCAAGGCUUUUCUAGUGGAGUGUCAAAGUGAUAAGACAUUAGCAGUAAUUAAGUAGGUUGACAUUGGAGGAAUGUCAAUGAAGGAAAGAGAAGACACUUUGAAAGAAGCAAAAAUUUUAGAAGUUUUUAAUCAUCCAAAUAUAGUCAGAUUUAGAGAAGUCUACAAGACAAAGAAAGGUAAACUAUGCAUUGUUAUGGAUUAUGCUGACGGAGGGGACUUAUAGAAACUUAUUCAGGCCUAGCUUGGCAAAGCAUUCAGUGAAAAUUAGAUCUUAGAUUGGUUUACUCAAAUAAGUUUGGCAAUGAAACAUAUUCAUGAUAGAAAAAUUCUUCAUAGAGAUAUAAAGUGCCAAAACAUCUUCUUAACCAGGUCAAAAAUGAUAAAAAUGGGAGAUUUCGGUAUUGCGAGAGUCCUCAAUCAUACUCAUGAGGUGGCAAGAUCAAUGGUUGGCACUCCUUAUUACCUGUCUCCUGAGAUUAUUCAAGGACGCCCUUAUUCAUUCAAAAGUGACAUUUGGUCUCUAGGAGUAAUGUUUUACGAAUUAUGCGCCUUAAAGCCUCCAUUUGAUGGAACAAAUAUCCAUUUUCUUGGAAUGAAGAUUGUUAAGGGAGAAUAUCCUCCUCUUCCAUCUCAAUUUAGUAGAGAAAUAAAGAACUUAAUCGCUCAAAUGCUUAAUCUUGAUGUUUCAAAGAGAAUAACCAUUAAUUAGGUGCUUAAGACUCCAAUUAUAGCUAGAAGAAUUAAGUAAUUCUUGAAUGAGGAUGUUUUUAAAGAUGAGUUUUCACAUACUAUUCUACACAAGCACAAUGUGAUGAUUCAUGGUCCUAUAGUCAAGCCACCAACUUAACUUCCCUAGCUUGACAAACCACCUCUCAGCAGAUAACCCUCUGCGCCUUAAAUUUAGCAACAAUAAUAUCAAAGACCAGUUCAGAAUCCUGUAAUGAAUAAACAAAGUCCAGCUCCUCUACCUUAACCCUUGUAAUAAUAGCCUUAAGCAUUUUAAAAAUAAGCUUCUCCUGGAAGAUUUAAUCCAAGUCCAGUAGUUGGAACACCUUCAGCAUAAAAUUAGGUUAAUAAUGUAUUCAACAGAAAUCCUCCUUCAGCUUAGAGAUAGCAGGAACCUCCAGCAUCUGACUAAUAAAGAAUAGGAUUCCCUUAUAACAAUCCUUAAAAUGCUGUUGAUAGAUUUGAAAGAGAACGUCAAGAAAGGUUAAAGAAAUAGGAAGAAGAAAAAAAGAUGAAAGAAGAAAAGCAUAAAGCAAUGCUUGAUGACAUAAAAAAGAAGAAGGAGGAAUUUAUCGUAAAGAAUGCCCCAUAAAAUUAGUAGCAGUAAUAGAAUCAAUAUAACAAAAUAGGGCAGAGGGAUUAAAUUAAAGAUUAAAUUGUUGGAGUUAAGAACAAAAUUCAUGAACUUUACUCAAGGCAAAAUUCUGCUUAAUCUCAGUUAGCAACAGAAGAAAGUGGUUCAAAAACUCCCAGAAAUGUGUUUGAUGACAGAAGAGAUAGAACUCCUCCUAAAGUUGCUAUUUCAAACUUAAGGCAGAGAACUCCACAAUAGCAAGAAGAGGAAAAGAAAUAAUAAAGAGAAUUUAACAAUAAGUACAUUGAAGAUCAGUAUGCUUAGUACGUAAAGCAACUAAAUAAUGUUCUAGACAACAAAGAUGAUGAACAAGACAACAAUAAUGAUGAUGAUGCUUCUUAGCCAUUAGAGAAUGAACAAGAUGGAAUCAAUAAUAAUUAGGAGAAUUUAGGUCCUGAAUAAGAUAGAGAUGACGACGCUGACUUUGAUAUAACCCCAACAAAGAUCUAAGAGAGGCAAGAUUAGCUUAAGGAUUUCGAAAUUGAAGAAAAUGAACCCUUCAACUUGGCUGAUCUAAGAGUUUCAAUGGUAUAAAAGCCUGACGAAUUGAGAGAGUCAACUAAUUUCUUCGAGUAGAUGCUACGUGAGUAAGUUGGAGACGUAAAAUACAGGAAAGCAGCUUAAAUUAUUGACAAGUUCAAAGGAGGAGAAAUAUUCUUUGAGAAGUACGAGCAAGCUUUGGUGAAAGUCUUAGAAAGAGAAGUCUUUAAGAAUGAAGAAUCUAUUGCAGUUGAGUUUAUUCGUUAAUACUCAAGCUAUAGUAUAAUGAAAUAGAGUAUGAAUGGGGGUGGAGCAAAUGCCUUCUACUUUGGAAUAGGUGAAAACUACUCUAAUUAGAAUAACUAUCUCUUUAUUUGA